AUGUCUCCAUAUCGAUUGGUUUUUGGGAAAGCAUUUUAUCUACUAGUGGAAUUGGAACACAAAGCAUACUGGGCCAUUAAGAAGUUUAACUUCGAUAUGAAGCAAGCUAGUGAAAAAAGGAAGCUCCAACUAAAUGAACUGGAGGAACUGAGGCGUGAUGCGAGAAGCGAGGAAAGAGUAGCUUGGUAUUUCAACAAGAAGGUCAAGUAUCGAAGCUUCAAAGUUGGAGAUUUGGUCUUGCGAAAGGUUACCAUUGCCACCAAAGAUCCAACCGAGGGAAAGUUAGCUCCCAAUUGGGAAGGGCCUUACAAGGUGACCAAUUGCCGAAGAGCGGGAGCUUACUACCUUGACUACUCCGAAGGAAAGGCACUGUACAGGCCACGGAACGCCGAGCAUCUUAAAAAGUACUUUGUUUAA
This is a messenger RNA of Corylus avellana, 417 nucleotides long. The record is from RefSeq and is a predicted model, not a curated record. Lineage: Eukaryota; Viridiplantae; Streptophyta; Magnoliopsida; Fagales; Betulaceae.